This is a messenger RNA of Vicia villosa (hairy vetch), 771 nucleotides long. RefSeq names its product agamous-like MADS-box protein AGL80. The record is from RefSeq and is a predicted model, not a curated record. The coding region runs from base 1 to 771 and encodes 256 amino acids. Gene Ontology annotation, biological process: positive regulation of transcription by RNA polymerase II. Gene Ontology annotation, molecular function: protein dimerization activity; RNA polymerase II cis-regulatory region sequence-specific DNA binding; DNA-binding transcription factor activity, RNA polymerase II-specific. The transcript has a single exon. NCBI's taxonomy places the organism in Eukaryota, Viridiplantae, Streptophyta, Magnoliopsida, Fabales, Fabaceae.
AUGACUAGAAAAAAGGUGAAGCUUGCUUUCAUUGAGAAUGAUACCUCAAGGAAAGCUACAUAUAAAAAAAGGAAGCAGGGUUUAUUGAAGAAGGUCGAUGAGUUAACAACCCUUUGUGGAAUCGAUGCAUGUGCUAUAAUUUAUAGCCCAUACGAUCCUCAACCUGAGAUCUGGCCAUCGCCGCAGGGACUACAAAAUGUGCUCUUAAAAUUCAGGACAAUGCCUGAAUUAGAACAAAACAAAAAGAUGGUGAAUCAAGAUAGUUUUCUGAAACAAAGGAUUUCGAAGGCUAAAGAGCAAGUUAAGAAGCAACAGAAAGACAAUAAAGUGAAAGAGAUAACCAUGUUGAUGUUUCAAUGUCUUAAUGCCGGGAAGAUUGUGCAGAAUAAUAUGUCAGUGGGUGAUCUGAAUGAGCUUGCUUGGAUGAUUGAUCAGAAUCUGAAGGAGAUUUGUAGAAGGAUGGAAGCAGGUGAGAACGGAAUUAAUAUCCAUCAAAAUCAAAGUGGAAAUCAAAUUAUGGCGGCUCAAAGCCAUGCCCAACUCCAAAUGGCACCACCAUUACCACCGCUGCCACCACCACUAACCACAUUUAACAAUGCUGAAAUUGCAAUGACGGAUCAUGGUCAUGUUGGGAUGCCUAUAAACAAUAAUGACAUCAUUCAAAGGCAGUUGUUUAUGGAUAUGAUGCUGAAUGGUAAUGGAAAUGGAACAAUUCCAUUCAGUUAUGAUGCCAAUCUUCAAAAUGGAUUUGGGCCUAAUCGAUUAUCUUGA